Messenger RNA from Homalodisca vitripennis (glassy-winged sharpshooter), 3021 nucleotides. Its product is annotated as arginine/serine-rich coiled-coil protein 2-like. The record is from RefSeq and is a predicted model, not a curated record. Gene Ontology annotation, cellular component: BRISC complex; BRCA1-A complex. The coding region runs from base 295 to 1695 and encodes 466 amino acids. The transcript has 2 exons. Gene Ontology annotation, biological process: double-strand break repair. NCBI's taxonomy places the organism in Eukaryota, Metazoa, Arthropoda, Insecta, Hemiptera, Cicadellidae.
UCGUCAUUCUAAAGGUAUGAUACCGUCACAUUUUGUGUACAAUUGGAUACUGAAAGUGCAAAACUGAGAACCAGAAAUUAGAUUGAAAAUAGUUGUGUAAUUCUUUAGAGCCUGUAAUUUUGAUAUUAAACUUCACAAGUCUGUUAUUUGGAGCUGUGUUUAAAGAAAGAAUUAUUUAUAGUCAUGUGUGAUACAGUUUGUUCAUCACUUGAACAUCUCAUAAAAGAUGUUUUAUGUGCUAAAAUUGAUGAUUAAGAAGUUUCCAAUAUUUCUUUUAAAAAACUGUUAAUAAAGAUGAGCGAAAAAUCAUCACACAAAAAGGAGCGGAAAAGAAGUCCUUCUUCUUCAUCCUCAUCGAGUUCUUCGACUAGCAGUGAGAGCAGUAACAAUGAGACCAAGACUAAACACGAUGAGAAGUCGAAGGAGCAGCCUCGUCCGAUCCUUCCUUUGGGUAAUGUCGGUAAAAUGAGAUUAGAUAUAGGAUACAAAAUCCAACAAGAAGAAUUAUCAGAUAGUGAAGAUUCUGAUGUCAAUUCAGUUUCCCCCAGAGCCCUUCAUUUAAGUAAUGAUGUAAAAUAUACUAGUGUUAAAACGAAAGACCGAGAAAGAUCAAAAAGCCAAGAAAGGAGAAGACAUAGAUCACGCAGUAACGAUAAGAAAAGUGAUAGGUCUCGAAGUAAAGAUUCUAGAAACAGUCGGUCCAAGAGCAAGGAUGUUAAACUUGAUUCUGACUCAAAGGUAAGUUCUAAAUAUGAUCACUCUAAAAAUUUCAGUAAAAGGGAACGGUCUAAAAGUAGGGAAAGAAGAAAAGAGCGAUCUAGAAGUAGAGAUAGAAGGAAGAGACAUUCAAAGAGUAGAGAAAGAAAACCAAGCUGUUCCCCAAAUAGAGAUAAGAAAAAAGAGAGAUCUAGAAGUAGGGAUAAAAAAAGAGAUCGAUCCAAGAGUCGGGAAAGAAUCAAAGAUAAAAGAAGAGAAAGAUCAAAAAGUAGGGAAAAACGCGUAGAAAAGUCACGCCAUGAGUCAAGAAGCCCAAGUUAUAAAGGUAAAUCAUAUGGCCAUUCAAAGAGAAGGUCAAGAGAGAAAAGUAGCAAGAAAAGUCAUUCAAGAAGUAGAUCUAGAAGUCGCCCACGUAAACGAUCAAGGAGCCGGUCUAGAAGUUUUGAUCGAUCAAAAAGAUUAUAUGAAAAAAAGAUUAAUAAACUCAACAUUUUAGAAAAACUUGGAAUUGAAUUGAAAGUUCCUGAUAGUCAGGUACUAGGAGAAGCCGGUGGGAAUGCUUCUGGUUUUUCAAUUCCAAGCUACUACAAUCCAGCUGGAGUAAAUCCAUUGAAGUACGCUCAACAAAUGCAGAAGCGUAGACUUAUUUGGGGGAAUAAAAAGCAAGAGGGAGAGUCAUCCACUGAGAAGAAAGAAGAAGAGACAACUAUAAAGCCUGAUGGUGCAGGACCAGAGAGUGUUUGGAAAGGAACAACAUUUUCCCAAGAUCAGGAUGGAAAACUUACAGCAAAAUUCAAACGUUUGAUGGGUAUCAAAGAUUCGGGGAAAGAUGAAGGGCCAACAGAGAAAAGCUCAGAGUUGAUUCAAAAACAAGAAGAAAUGUUCAAUUCAAUGGAAAAACAAUAUGAAGUUGCUAGAGUGUCGACUCAUACCCACCGUGGACUUGGCUUGGGGUUUGGAGUUCACCUUCCCCGUUGAGUGUAAAUACACCAAACAGUGUAAGAUUUACAUUUCUUGUUUAAACCUUUGAUGGACGCUUGUUUGUGUGUUUUAUUAAUGUAUGAUAUGAAAAUAAUGUAGAUUAAAUGUGGUAUUGCAAUGAAUACAACUGAUUUAGUCAUAAAGUAUGUAAAAACUUUUACUUUUCAUUUUUGUACCAAAUCAUAAAUAUCAUGAAAUAUGUAAUGGAGUCUGACAAGUUGUAUUUUGUAAUGUGGUAGUUACUAAAGGAAGGCCAAAUCUCUUGUUACCAUGGUUGUUGUAGGCCUGUGCUGUACUAUCUGUUAUUGUUAGGUAUCCAUUUUUAUACAAUAUUCAGCUAUUGUACAGUCAUGACAAGGAGGUUUAAAUAGAAAUAUUUUUAAUAGUGAAAAUGUAUCUGAUUUAGAUUUUUCAUGAAUAUAAUAAGCAAAAAUAAUAUAAAAAAACUAAGACUAAAUUCUUUUUAAGCUGAACAUCAGUUCCAUAGAAAAAAUUGGAAGCUGCCUGAAUGAUGAUUUAUAUUAAAAGUUAUUCUAAUUUGUCAACUAUUCAGACAUUUAGUGAAUCAUAAAAGGAUGGACAGCUUUUUACAUCCUUUCUUUAUAUCAAGAAACAAUAUUUUAUUGUAAUUUAUGUAUAUUUAAAUAUUAACUGCCAGCAUGAUCAGUAGAAAAAAUCUUUUACUAUAAAGUGCAAAUUUACCAUUAAGAAUAAUAAUCUAAGGAUGGUAGAAAUAAACAUUACAGUGAUAUAAAGAUUUUUACUUUAUUUUAAACUUAGGUCUAACGUAAACAAUUUAUUAGCAAGAAUGUAUUUCCAUGAUUUUCUUAUCGUAGUUGUGAUCUUAUUAUAUUUAAGAAGUAAAUGAAAAUCUAAUUAAUCCAAACUAGCAUUAUUGGCAUUGUUUUAAUUAUUUCUUCUCUGCAAUCAGAUUUGUAUUCUUUAAUGUGCUAAUUUGAUCAUUAAGUAAUUCGAUAUAUGAUCUAGAUUUUGCUAGACAUUGCAAAACGUUAAUAUUGAAAAGUGAAAACAGGAUGUACUCACUUUUAUGAAAAAAGGAAUAAUAAGAAUAUAUUGUUAUAACACUUUGUGAUCUUAUUUAAAUUAAAUUUGUAAAUAUCAUCCGUGUAAAUAAAAUUCAUUUUGGGAAUUUCACAAGAAACUGUAAAAUGUUCUGUUACGCAAAUUUAGUCAAUAACAUGUAUUACGAUUUGGUACACCAUGAAAUUAAACAAUUGGGCAUUGUAUUCAGAGCCAUGAAUAUUUUUUGUUUGUAUCAUUAUUUUUAAGUUGUAUUAAAUAAAUACUUAAAAUAGCACAGGA